Molecule: messenger RNA, 1056 nt
Organism: Chilo suppressalis (striped riceborer)
Lineage: Eukaryota; Metazoa; Arthropoda; Insecta; Lepidoptera; Crambidae
Source: the annotation of a GenBank genome assembly
AUGAUGUUGGUGCUGUUCCAACCAAUUGUGGUUACAAUAUUAAUAGAUAUGUACUCAUGUUGGCAGAAGAGUGACAUGUUCAAUAUAAUCAGACACAGCACCAUCUUGGGACCCUUUUUAGGGGCAUUUUUCAAGAUGUUUCUGAUGCACUACAAGAGAGCUGAGGUUAAACGCAUUAUAGAUGAAAUCAACGACGAUUACCUCACAUACAAUAACUACAAUCACGAACUAAAACAGAUCGCAUUGGAGUCCAUAAAGAGCAGCGUGUUCUUUGUCGAGCAGCUCUGGACUUAUACCGUCACUGCGUGCAUUAUGGCAUUCCCAGUCAUGGGAAUCGUGUUAACGUUUAUCAGCCACCUAACCCAAAGCGAGCCCAAGAAAUACAUGGUGCACGAUUUGAAGAUACCUUUUCGACCGCCAGAGGACAGAUUCGAGACGCCCUUCUUUGAGAUAAUGUUUGUUUAUAUGUUUCUGGCUGCGAUUAUUUGCGUUUUGAAUUAUGUGUCGUACGAUGGACUCUUUGGACUGGCGUGCUACCAUGCCUGUUUGAAGAUGAGGAUGUUCAGCAAGAAGUUGGAAUACGUCUUCCAGUGUAAGGAUGGCGAUGCGUACAGCCGAUUGGUGCAGGUUAUUGAAGAGCAGAAGGCGACAUAUGAAUAUAACGCACUCGUUCAAAACUCUUUUGACAUAUGGCUCGGAACAAUUGUUAUAAGUACUAUGAUACAACUCGGAUCACUGCUGUUCCAUAUAUCUGCUGGGUAUGGAUUCGAUUUCCGGUAUAUGCUGUUCAGUUGCACUUCUGUCGUCCACAUUUUCCUGCCCUGCACGUACGCUUCUAAACUAAGGAAUACGUCUGUGGAGACGUCCACGUUGAUGUAUUGCAGCGGCUGGGAGCGGAGCCGGGAGCGUCGCAUAGUGCGCGUGAUGCCGUUUCUACUGGCGCGCGCGCAGAUCGCCAGCCGUAUCACUGCCUUCUACUUGUUCGAUGUGGAUAUGCAACUGUUUGUCACGAUGAUGCGAACUUCGUACACGAUAUUCACGUUGCUGAGAACUUAA